UAAAACUAACCCAAAACUGUCUUUCCCAAAUACAAAAAUUAAUGUGCAUUAUUUUGUAAACUAGGUGUUACAUAUUUUUGGUUUAUAAAUAGUUACCACGGUAUCUCUCAGCUUUGCAUACUUAAGGGGUAAGGGUGGAGUUUCGGGUUCGGUUCUAUUCGGAUUUUAAGUUUUCGGGUUUAAGGAUUUCAACCUCAUUCGGAUAUUUUUAGAUUUAGGUUCAGAUUCGGUUCGGGUUCGGAUUACCUAUUUAAAUUAUUUUUAAAAUUUUAAUAUUCAUUAUAUGUUUAAAAAAAUUCAAAAUCUAUAAAACCAAAAAUUUAUAUUACAUAUAAAUUUGAAUAAUAUAUGUACCUAAAAUUAACAUAUAAGUUGAUUUGAUUUGAAUAUUUUUGAUAGAAAAUCAACAGAUAUUUCAAGUAUUUGAUGUUUUCAAUAUAUUUUAGCUAUUCUAGACAUUUUAUUUUGACUAUUUAUAUAUAUUUUCAAGUAUCUUAGACAAUUUAAAAGUAUCUUAUAUAUUUUGGAUGUUUUUAAUAUAUAUUAAAUCUAAAAAUAAGUAAUAUAGUUAGGUAUAUAAAUCUGUUUCGGUUAUAGUCGGGUACCCGAGAUACUUCGAUUCAGAUUCGGUUUUGGUUCUUUAGAUACCAAAAUUUUGAACCUGUUCGGAUAUUUAAUCAAUUUUGGUUCGGAUUCAGUAUUACUUUUUCGGAUCGGGUUCAGUUUAGUUCUUCAGAUCUGGGUUUUUUUGUCCAGAAUGCUUAUUUUGUGAAACCUCGUGUAUGAGAAACAUGAAGAUUAUUUUUGAUCUGUUUCGAGGCGGACUGUUCGGAGUUAACUGGACAUGACUAUGAAUCAGAUGGACUGGCUAACAUUCGCGACGGAGAUCAAGAUGCUUUAGAGACUACAUAAAGACUUCGAGGAUGUGAGUUUAAUUUAUAUUCCUUGGAGUACGAAUGGUCGACGGACUCGCUAGCGAGAGAAGCAAAAAUCAAAUGCUACAUUUUGUUUCAUAUAGAUCAGACCCAAAUAGACGAAUGUGUUCUUCGGAGAGAAUCGACUUUUUUGACCACCAUUCGAUCUAGUUUAAAAUGAGCAGCUGGUAAAAAGAAAACAACCACCUUUGCCUCAAGUAACAUUCAUGUGUCUUCCUCUGUCAAGAGAAGUUUCCCUCUUCUUUCUAGUUAAGAUUGGGCAUAAAGGUUUCUAGAGCUAGGUGGUUCAUCUUCUUGAGAGAGAGUGUUUCACUAUAAAAAAGGAUCAAUAUUAGAUUUUGGUUCUAAAUUUUAAUUCUACCACAUGAAUGAUGUAUUGAGCUCAUAGCUCUACUUAUUUAGCUUAGUGUGAUAACAUUUACACUAGCUAUUUCUAGAGGAGAGAAUCCUAGUUGGUUAGUGAGAUUAUGGAUCACAAAUUCACAGGUUAUGAUGUAGGAUUUCGCCUCAGUCUCAUGUUGUUGUAUGGCCGUUAUCGCCAACUAGACCUUUACGGUUUGUCUUCGGCGAUAUUGAGCAGCAGCAUAGAAAACAUGUAACUUAAAUAUUUUCUUGAUUCUCAAUUCUAUAACCUUUGCAAGAUCCUGAAGUUGUAUUAUAACAUUUUAAUCAUUGUGAAUUUCAGAAGUUUUCAUUUGAUGAAUAAAUGCAGAACGUCGCUAGAGUUUUCCUUUACGAUUUUGUUUGUGACUGUGAAUGUUUGGAUGUUCGAUUCUAGGUUCAGUUAUUUCAACCAUGCUCCAAAGAUCCAUGUCCUCUGCGUCUUUCUUCUAUAUUAAAAAACUUUUGCUAAUAGUUAAUAUUUCUUCUUUAUUAUUUAAUUAUAUUUUUUAUACAUAUUAAAAAAAUGAUUGAAUGCAUUUAUGUUUUUAUUAAUUAUAUUUAUUUAACUAAUAAUAUUUGAAAAAAUUAUUUAUUAUAAUCUAUGUAUUUUAUAAUUAAUUUUCAGCUAAAAUAAAUAUAAAAUAUAUUAAAUUCUAAAGUAACAUUUUUUAUGUAACAAAGAAAAAGUGAAAUAACACAUUUUGAGAAACAGAAGAAAUAAUAUCUUUCGCAUAAAUUAGUCAUGUUUUGAAAUAAAUCAAAUAUUACUAGAUAUACAACAUUUUGGGCAAAGCAGUUUGGGUUGUGUCAAAGUUUUUAAAUAAAUCAAAGAUUACUAGAUAUACAAUAUUUCCAGAAGAUUACUAGAUUUACAGCGUAAAAUAAUUUCUAAUUGAAUGUAUGUUUAUGUAUUAUAAUUGUAUGUGUGUUUAAUCUUUCUCUCUUAUAGUUUUAUAACAUUAAAGCUAUCUCUUUAAUCCGUCAAUAAAUUGUCUUAUUCCAUCUUAUAAUCCUCUAAAUUAUGUUUGAUAUAAUCAGAGAAAAAAAUCACUAGGAAUACGAUUCUAUAGCCAUUGAAUGAAUGUUUACAAAUGUAUAAUUAUUUUUUGGAAACUAUAAAUUUACAAGAUAUAUAAAUGAAUGGAAAGUCUAGCAAAUGUUCCCAAAGUUAAGAUUAUAUACACAAUCUUAUUUAGGAAAGAUUAAUUAUAAUUAUCCAUUUAUAUGCUCUUCUUACUUGUAAUUUUUAAUUUCGUCUCUAGAAAUCUCCAACGAUUACAGUACAACCUUUUGUCUACCAUUUUGGAGAAAACAAAAAAAAAUACAUGGAAAAAAUUAUUGAAACCUCAAGAAAUGAAAAAAGUAGUAUUAAUUAACUUUUUCUUUGACCCGACUCUCUCUCCUCCCUCUUUUCAUGGUGUAGACCCAACUCUCUCUCUUCUAUCUAUCCCCAUCUCCAUGGAAGCAAGGAGAUGUGUUCAUUUAUUUCUGCCUCUCUCUACAGCGUUACAUGAACAGUGACUGCUUCUCUCUUUUCUGUUUUCUUCUCCCCUUUGCUUAAUUCUUCUGAGGAAGGUUAUCUCGUGAUCUUUACCGCUCAAAAAAAUCUAAACUUUCAGGUGUUAUUCUCUGUUUCAUGCUAGAUCCAAAAGGCCUUUACUUUGGCUCUUCUUACUUUAACAAGAUCUGUGUAAACUUUGAGAGAUAAAAACUCCACUUUGCAUUGAAAAAAGUUCUAAUUUUUUUGUUAGAACCAAGAGAGCUUGAAAUAGUUUUUUAUGUUACUCACACUCUUUCAUGGCAAUUUACUAAUCAAGAAUCAAUCUUUGUUCCAUGGCCUCCAACACUUCUGAAGGAUCACUUACCAACUCCAGUCAAAGUAUGUCAGUCAACACUUUAGCAGAUCAAGUAUCUUCAACUCUGUCAUUCGCUGAUCCAAGUAACGACAGCAAAACUAAUAAUAACAACAAGAGUGAGAGCGGGAAGAGUAGCACGUGUAGACCGAGCACAAGCAGUGACAUAAGCGACGAGAGCACUUGCAGCAGCUUUAGCAGCAGCAUCAACAAACCACACAAGGCCAACGAUGUCAGAUGGGAAGCGAUUCAAGCCGUUAGAACCAAACACGGCGGUUUGGGUUUGAACCAUUUUAGGCUCUUGAAGAGGUUAGGAUGUGGGGACAUAGGAACUGUUCAUCUCGCUGAGCUGAACGGGACGAGGUGUUAUUUUGCGAUGAAGGUUAUGGACAAGACAGCUUUGGCUAGCAGGAAAAAGCUUCUUAGAGCUCAGACCGAGAGAGAGAUACUUCAGUGUCUUGAUCACCCGUUUCUUCCGACGCUGUAUAGUCAUUUUGAGACAGAGAAGUUCUCUUGUUUGGUUAUGGAGUUUUGUCCUGGUGGUGAUUUGCAUACGCUGAGACAGAGACAACCAGGGAAACGCUUCACCGAGCAAGCAGCAAAGUUUUAUGUAGCAGAGGUGCUUCUUGCAAUGGAGUAUCUACACAUGCUGGGGAUCGUUUACCGUGAUCUGAAACCAGAGAACGUUCUUGUAAGAGAUGAUGGACACGUGAUGCUUUCAGACUUUGAUCUCUCCCUGAGAUGCACCGUUAGCCUCUCCAUAGUCAGAUCAACCAAUCUCGGAUCCGAAGGCUUGUCAAAGAACUCAGUUUCCUGCUCGCAACAACCCUCUUGCAUCCAGCAGCCAUCUUGCAUCUCAAUGGCUCCAACGUCUUGCUUCGGUCCUCGGUUCUUCUCAUCUAAGUCCAAGAAAGACAAGAAACCGAAAACAGAUAACAACGGGAACCACCAAGUAACGCCCUUACCGGAGCUCGUUGCAGAGCCGACAAGCGCACGUUCGAUGUCGUUUGUGGGGACGCACGAGUACUUAGCUCCGGAGAUAAUCAAAGGGGAAGGGCAUGGAAGCGCGGUUGAUUGGUGGACGUUUGGGAUAUUUCUUUACGAGCUGUUGUUUGGUAAGACACCGUUUAAAGGGUCCGGGAAUAGAGCGACGCUGUUCAACGUGGUUGGUCAGCCUUUGAGGUUCCCUGAGUCUCCGGUUGUUAGCUUUGCGGCUAGGGAUUUGAUAAGGAGUUUGCUUGUGAAGGAGCCGCAGCAUAGGUUGGCUUAUAAGCGUGGAGCCACGGAGAUUAAGCAGCAUGCUUUCUUUGAAGGAGUGAAUUGGGCUUUGGUUCGGUGUGCUAGUCCGCCUGAGAUUCCUAAACCGGUUGAGAUUGAACCGGUUAAUUAUGCUCCUCCUCCUGCUGCUGCGUCUACAAGUGUGAGAUCUGAUCAGAGCAAUUAUCUUGAGUUUGAUUUCUUCUGAAGGUAACUUGUGUACACGAUUUGAUGAUGCUCUUAUUGUUUCUUGUGCAAACUCUGCAGAAUAUGUUUUAGUGGUUUUCUUUUAACGUGUUGAACAAGUUAUAUGAGAUUUGUAUCAUACUUACCAGUAACAGUAUCAUGUGACUCUCUGGUUAAUGUGUCAACAUCAAAAUGAGUCAACUUUUUUAGCA
Molecule: messenger RNA, 4827 nt
Organism: Brassica rapa (field mustard)
Lineage: Eukaryota; Viridiplantae; Streptophyta; Magnoliopsida; Brassicales; Brassicaceae
Product: serine/threonine-protein kinase D6PK
Biological process (GO): protein phosphorylation
Molecular function (GO): protein kinase activity; ATP binding
Source: RefSeq, a predicted model, not a curated record